Molecule: messenger RNA, 1005 nt
Organism: Raphanus sativus (radish)
Lineage: Eukaryota; Viridiplantae; Streptophyta; Magnoliopsida; Brassicales; Brassicaceae
Product: phosphoinositide phosphatase SAC4
Exons: 6
Coding region: 365-874 (169 amino acids)
Biological process (GO): phosphatidylinositol dephosphorylation
Cellular component (GO): intracellular membrane-bounded organelle
Molecular function (GO): phosphatidylinositol-3,5-bisphosphate 5-phosphatase activity
Source: RefSeq, a predicted model, not a curated record
UAUUUGUCCAAUAAUUGUGGAUUUUUUUUUACGGCACCCUACUUCCAUCUUCGUUUCUCUGAGUGACGGCGAUGACGACUAUCGAUCUUCUUCGUUUCUCCUGUAACGGAUCAAUUUAUGAUCUCUACUGAUGGCUCUUCAAUUCUUCGGAGCAUCGGAAGAAGAAGAAAUCUCACUAGAUGAGAAUCUUCCCUUUUUUGUGUUUCCAGGGUUCAAGAGAUUCGUGUAUUGAGUGAAAAAAACAAAGACAAGUUUUGUGCUCUGUAUUUUUGGAAAUUUAGUUGAUAACCUCAUCGCUAUCAAUGGAGAGGGAGGAUCCACCUCCUCCUCCUCUGGAUCAUCAUCAUCAUCCCUUCAAGCCUCUAUGCAAGAAUUUAAACUCUUUGAAACUCAAUCGAAUUUCUAUAUGAUUGGUUGGAGUGGUAAUAGAGUGUAUAGAGUACUAAAGAUAGACCGUUUUGAUGCAUCUGAGAUUACUCUGAAGAUUCCACUGCCUAUACCAAAAAAGAAUGCUACGAGUUGCUUAAACGGAUACACGAAGACAACAAGGCCACAGGCAGCCUCAAACUGGUCAGUCUCUGUUAUGGCAUCACUGGGUUCAUUAAGUUUUGGGGACCAUACUACAUGUGGUCACAGGGUCUAUGAAGUGUCGAAGAGUGAGAUAAUUUCUUUGCGUAAUUCUUGCGUGCUUUCCAACAUUGCAAAUUCAAGAGACGAGAACAGGUACAAGAAGCUCCUGUGUAUGGUGGACCUUACAAAGAACUUCUUUUUCAGCUAUUAUUUCAGUAUAAUGCGUAGUUCCAUGAGAAUAUAUGUGACCAUGAGAGUGGUGAUAUUCUCUAUAAGAAAAUGUUUGUGUGGUACGUGUUCUUGACUCGGGGAAUUCAACAUCAUCUUUAGAAUACCGUCUGGACUGUAGCAUUUGUGUAUGGUUUCUCUAAGCAUGUAUGAAUCGGAUAUAUAUUUUCUGCUCCUCACUGCCAAAGAGAAGAAAGUUUUCCCGAA